AUGAUAGCAGGAUUGUCGCAAUGCGAGGAAGUAAAACAACGUGGGCUGAUUCAUGAGUCUGGAAAAGAAGGAGGGAAGAAAAUGAGUGCCCAGAAGAGGACUGGGUCAAUAUCUCAAGCCCGAGACGGGUUGAUCAAAGCGCGAUGCGCUGCAUGCAUUAUCCUACCGCCUUCUGUUUGA
Penicillium robsamsonii is the source of this 180-nucleotide messenger RNA. RefSeq lists its product as uncharacterized. The transcript is spliced from 2 exons. Lineage: Eukaryota; Fungi; Ascomycota; Eurotiomycetes; Eurotiales; Aspergillaceae. Bases 1 to 180 code for a protein of 59 amino acids. The record is from RefSeq and is a predicted model, not a curated record.